Molecule: messenger RNA, 618 nt
Organism: Rotaria sordida
Lineage: Eukaryota; Metazoa; Rotifera; Eurotatoria; Philodinida; Philodinidae
Source: the annotation of a GenBank genome assembly
AUGCUUGACAAUCAAAUACACACUAGAUCGUCGCCGUCGUCUAUUAUUGAUACAUUGGAUGCAUUAUUUAAAUAUAUUGAUGCAGCACCUAAGUAUCCUUGUAUUAUUGAUGGUUCCAUAAAUAACUCUUAUCAAUUAGAUGACUAUCUUGAUACUUUUAAUGAACAACAUACAAUUUUUAAUGAAUUAUCUACUACUGAUCAAAUGAAUAUGAAAAGUUCAUUUUCAACUAUUCGUUCUAUCAAUUCUUCUGAAGCAUGUUCAACAAGUUCAUUAAGAAAUAGUAAUGAAAUUUCUUUUAAUCCAAUGGAAUGGCGUAUCAGAGAUUUAUUAUUAAGAAAAUCACGACCUCCAAAAUUAGAUGAAUUUCUUCAUUUAUUACUUAAUAAUUUACGUUAUAUUUCCUAUGCAUCUUGGUUAAAUAAAGCCAAAGGUUUAUUUAAAAUUCAUAAACCAACUAAAGUUGUUGAACUUUGGAGAAAAAUUAAAAAUCGGAAAACAAGAUGUAAUUUGAAUUAUGAGAAAUUUUCACGAAGUAUUCGAUAUUAUUACAAUAAGGGGAUUAUGAUUCCAACACAUAGAAGAUAUACUUAUUGUUUUGCUGUUAAUAAAUCGUAA